Messenger RNA from Exophiala spinifera, 1449 nucleotides. RefSeq names its product mevalonate kinase. Gene Ontology annotation, biological process: isoprenoid biosynthetic process; ergosterol biosynthetic process. The coding region runs from base 1 to 1449 and encodes 482 amino acids. NCBI's taxonomy places the organism in Eukaryota, Fungi, Ascomycota, Eurotiomycetes, Chaetothyriales, Herpotrichiellaceae. The transcript has a single exon. The record is from RefSeq and is a predicted model, not a curated record. Gene Ontology annotation, cellular component: cytoplasm. Gene Ontology annotation, molecular function: mevalonate kinase activity; ATP binding.
AUGGUUCAGCGGGUCGACAUCACCAUGAACGGAACCACUCGCGUCAAUGGCAUCAAUGGCCACUCCAAAGACUCACCCUCCUCCCGAUCCUCCCGCAAGCCCUCCUCACCUAUGGCGCCAGCUUUCAUGACCUCUGCUCCUGGCAAGGUCAUCGUGUUUGGCGAACAUGCUGUAGUCCACGGCAAGGCCGCAAUGGCUGCAGCUGUGUCCCUCCGAUCCUAUCUCCUAGUCACGACACUGUCCAAAUCACAACGCACAAUUACUCUCGUUUUUCCAGAUAUUGGGUUGGACCACACUUGGAAUAUCGAAGAUCUGCCGUGGCAUAUACUAUCCAGCUCCGCUCGCAAACCUCGAUACUACGACAUGGUCACCACUCUUGAUCCUGAGCUGGUGGAAGCGAUGCAGCCACACAUCGAUGAGGUGUCCCCCCAUGUCAACUCGGAAAAGAGAAAACGUCACCAGGCAGCUGCUUCGGCCUUUCUAUACCUAUUUCUAUGUCUGAGUAAUCCUACAGCUCCUGCUUGUAUAUACACUCUCCGGUCGACGUUGCCCAUUGGAGCAGGACUAGGAUCCAGUGCCAGCAUCUGUGUUUGUAUCAGUGCGGCCCUUCUGAAGCAGAUACAUGUACUGUCAGGGCCUCAUCAAGAUCAACCAGAAGAAGAAGUUGAUUUACAGUUGGAAAGAAUAAACAAGUGGGCGUUUGUCGGAGAGCUCUGUAUUCAUGGGAAUCCCAGUGGAGUGGACAAUACGGUCGCGACCAGGGGAAGGGCUGUCCUUUUCAGACGGGUUGACUACUCAAAGCCCCCCACCGCCACACCAGUGAAAGACUUUCCAGAAUUGCCUCUAUUACUCGUCAACACAAAACAACCUCGUUCAACGUCCACCGAGGUGGCAAAGGUGGCCAUGAUGAAGAAGAAAUAUCCCGCCGUGACCGAGGCCACAUUGGACAGCAUCGAUGAAGUCACAAUGUCGGCACAUUCUCUUAUCACGUCUGAUGACUUCGACCCGAGAUCAGAACAGAACAUCGAGCACCUUGGCGAUCUGUUCAGAAUAAAUCAUGGACUGCUCGUCUCGCUGGGCGUGUCUCAUCCCAAGCUUGAACACAUCCGUGAAUUGGUCGACUAUGCCGAUAUUGGUUGGACCAAACUCACCGGUGCUGGAGGAGGCGGUUGCGCCAUAACCCUGCUUAAACGAGGCGUCAGUGAAGAAUCUCUCCGCGAUUUGAAAGAAAGGUUUGAAAAGGCUGGAUUCGAAGAGUACACGACUACUCUUGGCGGGAGUGGCGUGGGUAUUCUCUAUCCUGCCGUUCUCCACAAUGGGUCAGAAGAAGAGGGAGGUGAUGAAAUCGACCAAGUGAAGUUUCUCAAUGCUCAAGGAGAAGAGGGUAUUGAGAAGUUGGUUGGAGUGGGUGGUCUCGAGCGGAGGCCCGAAUGGAAGUUUUGGCAUUGA